AUGAGCAUUCCUGUGACGCAAGUGAAGUGGCAUCUGGCUGCCUUGGAACGUCUAGGAGUACAACAUGAAAUAAUUAAUUCAACAUUAAUUGAUGAUAAAAUUGAAUCACCAACAGAUGAUAAGAUGUUGAAAAUGCUAAAUAAAAUUGAAAGUGCUGAUGCUCGAUUAAUCAUAUACAACGGCACAAUUAAUUGGAAAAUCGCACGAAUAUUAUUAGAUUGUGGUGCUAUAUAUGCGUUACCACGAUUGUAUCGUAGAUUUAUUACUGCAUUUUCUCAACUAGCAACCCCGUUAACCGAUUUGGAAAAGGCUGAUCGUGAUUUUAACUAG
Molecule: messenger RNA, 330 nt
Organism: Didymodactylos carnosus
Lineage: Eukaryota; Metazoa; Rotifera; Eurotatoria; Philodinida; Philodinidae
Source: the annotation of a GenBank genome assembly